GGAACACAUCACUGAAGAGUGAGGUCGUUGUCGCUCAGGCUUCCUAAGGGGUUGGAUCGAAUAGUAUUACUUGAUACUGAUCUGUGAUUGUUUGAAUCUUUAAGGCCUCAAUUCUGAAGUUGCGCCUGCCACCAUGUUUCAAGGACUUGGCCAGUCCUCUUCGGCUGGAUCCCUCUUUACGACCACUGCGAACACUCAACAACCUGCGAAAAGAGGGCUAUUCGAUAGCCCAACUACAUCGCAACCAGCCAAGCCAUCCCCAUUCGCAACUACGGGCACAAGUUUAGGUCUUGGAGCCGGGCCCGGCGCACCCCAAUCCGCACCUGGGGCCGCAAGCAUCUACUCCAGCGGCAAUCCCAAUCCCGCGGGAGCUACCAAUGUCGCAUCUACGCAGUCUACAUUUGGCUCCUCGAUACUGGGACAAUCAUUUGCACCAGGUGGCCAAUCACAGCUGGGCCAGCCGGUAAACCCAGCGCUCGCAGGCCAGUCCGUCUUGUCCACCCAGACUACACAGCCCGCGUAUUUCAGCAGUUUGUUGGAGCGUGGGAAGAAACGACCUCACCCAUCGAGCCUCAAGACCACCCAAGUGGAGCUUCCAAAUCUACAAUUGGGUCUCGAUGAUAUUCGAAGAACUGCUCGUGGCCUAGGGGUCAAAGAAGCAGCUGGCCGCCUGAGCGCUGAUGCAAAACCGCACUACUCACUUACCGCAUCGGGAAUAUCUCCGGGUCAGGUUUUGCAUGAUUUGAGAGAGUUGGAUAAACAAGGACCGCCUCCCAACGUGAUGAGAGACGAUGAGCCCUUUGACCCGGAUAAUCAGAAGUUCCUACGACGGAUGCAACAGCGUGGUCGGGAUGUUAUGAUCGCCGAUAGCUUUGCGAGAGUUCGACGGGAUUUCGACGCAUUUUUAGAGGAGAAGGUCAACUUGAACUGGGAUGAGCAACGCCAUAAGAUCUUUGAGCACUUUGGUUUAGCUCCUAAGAGUGAAGCAAGCGGUGAUCGUCUCGGAGAAACGACGCGCGACAGUGGCGCAUUCGGGGCGUCAAAAAGUGUUAGAUUUGGAGCAGAUUUAGGUCAACGGCCGGCAUCAAGCACAAGACGGAGCGUAUUUGGACGUUCGGCUCUUUCAAAGUCUGUAAUUGGGUCUACCAUCAGCGGUGGUGAUGUUGCACAGAUAUUUUCUCCUACCGCCUCGAGUUUGCAGGCUGCGGAUACACGCUUCUUAAGGGAGAAAAUGGGACAUUUUGCAACAAAGGUUCAACGCCUCAAUGAAGCAAGGUCUCAAGAGAAGGCGUUUCCUGUUCUGCACGAGUUUGCUGAGACUGAAAAACUGACAAUAUCCGACGUUCCUCGCCAACUUUUCGAAGCCUAUCAAGCAUUAAUAAGUAUUACUGACGAAAAUCCAAAUAUAGUUGAUUUUGCGGAGCCAGGUGCAAUAAAGGAGCGCCAGUUUUCGCAGGAUUAUCUGGAUGAGAAUGUGAACUCCAAUGAAUCAGUGCGUAUGAGGAAAAGGAUUGUGGAGGGCUCGAGAAGGUACUUGGAACAGGCGUUCUAUAGGGAAAUAGAGAAUGCAAUCGCCAAGAACCCCAGAGAAGCCCAAUUAGGCGGAAUCCCAUCCAUAACCAACAAAAUUCGAGCCUACAUUCGACUGAAGGCUGCACGGAAGGACCUUGCACCGGAUGGAAUAGAGCUGCAAAUGGUCGACCAGGACUAUUGUUGGGUGCUCAUAUUCUACCUCCUCCGGUGUGGGUUUGUCUCCGAGGCCGCUGAAUACGUGAGCACGGACCAGGGGUUCCGGUCUAUGGAUUACAAGUUCGUUACUUAUAUGACGACCUAUGCUCAGCAACGCCGCCUGCCUAGAGACCUACAACAGAAGAUCAAUGGAGAGUACCAACAACGACUCCGAAACGCCCCUGAGAAUACCGUGGACCCGUAUCGGAUGGCUUGCUACAAGAUCAUUGGUCGAUGUGAUCUUAGCCAGAGGCGACUCGAGGGAAUGAGCCAAGGAGUGGAAGAUUGGAUGUGGUUGCAGUUUACCUUGGCUCGAGAGGACAGUCGUGCUGAAGAAAUCGCAGGCGAUAUGUUUGGAUUGCAAGAGAUCCAGCAGGAUAUCUCGGAAAUCGGUCAGCGAAUAUUUGUAAAAGGCCAGGAGGCGGCUGGCGGAUACGGGACCUACUUUUUGCUGCAGAUCCUGGGUGGUAUGUUUGAACAUGCAGUAUCUUAUCUCGGAAACUAUGCGCCUAUUAACGCCGUCCACUUCGGAAUUGCGCUGGACUAUUACGGCCUGCUUCGCGUGUCAGACUACUAUACUUCUGGCGAAGAACUGCUGUCCUUCACUACGAAACAACUACCACAGAUCAACUUUGCUUUCCUUAUCACCCAAUAUACUCGGGAAUUCCGCACAGGCAACGUCGAAGCUGCCGUUGACUAUUUCACCUUGAUCUGUUUGAAUGCAGAUCUUCCAGGAGAACUAGGGAAGUCGCAGGCAUCAGUGUGCCAUGAAGCGUUGCGGGAGUUUAUUCUGGAAACUCGCGAUUUUGCCAAAUUACUUGGAGAUAUCAAAUCGGACGGUACUAGAAUCAGAGGCGCGAUAGAGCAACGCUUGAAACUUAUUAAACUUGACGACCAGGAAGAGUUUCUCAGAACAAUCACAGUCCAGGCGGCUGCCGUUGCCGACGACAAAGGCCUCACUGCGGAUGCGGUGCUCUUGUAUCACUUGGCUGAAGAUUAUGAUAAUGUCGUGGUGAUCCUCAACCGGUCUCUUUCGGAUGCAGUGGCAGUGAAUCUAGGUAGCGCGGCUCUGAGACUUCAGCAGCCUAAACCUGGUGCAGCUCAGCAAACACAGACAGAUGGCCAGCAAGUCACCCCAGCCGAGGCCGCAAGUAGCUUCAGCCUUACUUCUGUCGAAGAUCCAGUGACUCUUGCGCAGAAUAUGAUUGGCCUCUAUAAUACCAAUGCCAUGUAUUACCAGAAGAUACAUCCGAUUAACCGUGAAGCAUGCGGCAUACUACUUCGCAUGAUGGAUGCGAAGAGUAAAGUCGAAGCAGGGAAGUGGGCCCAAGCGCUCGAUGAUAUCAACAAUUUACAAAUCCUGCCGCUAAGCGCUCGCGGAUCUGUUGCGUAUAUUCGAAGUGCUGCACAGGCGUUUUCGGCUCUACCGGCCGUUAUUGCACGGAACGGAGGUAAUCUUAUCAUGUGGAGCAUUACAUGUAUCAGCCGAGAGCGCGAAAGGUUACAACAGGGCGUGUAUGAGAAUGAUAUGCGGCAGAGCUUGGCAGACCAGCUUCUGAGCAUGGCCAAGGAUUUGAUGGUGUUUGCAGGUAUGAUCAAAUAUAAGCUGCCGCCUGGUGUGUACGAAGCACUGGCGAAAGCAGCGGGCGACAUGGCGGGGGUGUAGUGCAUCGGUCCCAACUUAUUCCCCAUUGUCCAUGACUUGAUUUCUGGAGUAGCUCGAGUUCGCCGAAAUAGAGCGUAUUU
Messenger RNA from Coccidioides immitis RS, 3474 nucleotides. Its product is annotated as nuclear pore protein. NCBI's taxonomy places the organism in Eukaryota, Fungi, Ascomycota, Eurotiomycetes, Onygenales, Onygenaceae. The coding region runs from base 134 to 3394 and encodes 1086 amino acids. The record is from RefSeq and is a predicted model, not a curated record. The transcript is spliced from 5 exons. Gene Ontology annotation, molecular function: structural constituent of nuclear pore. Gene Ontology annotation, cellular component: nuclear pore. Gene Ontology annotation, biological process: protein import into nucleus; poly(A)+ mRNA export from nucleus.